This is a messenger RNA of Enterobius vermicularis (human pinworm), 1023 nucleotides long. NCBI's taxonomy places the organism in Eukaryota, Metazoa, Nematoda, Chromadorea, Rhabditida, Oxyuridae. The record is from the annotation of a GenBank genome assembly.
AUGUUUACUGUAAAACGACUGCCAACAAGCAAGAUUUUCGAGAAAAACUGCCUCGCUACGCCGAACAAAAGAAAAGCUACAACAGCCAUUCUUCCAGAGUCGGACGUUUCACCACCUUGUAAAAGAAGAAAGCCAAUGAAGACAGCGUUGUUAGUCGCUUCAAAAAAGGGGAACGUUAAGAUCGUUCAGAUUUUAGUGGACAAUGGAGCAAAUGUCAACGCAAAAGGAGAAAAUCAGGUAACACCGUUAAUAGUCGCAUCUAAAGGAGGAUUUGCGGAAAUUGUGAAAAUUUUAGUCAAUAAAGGUGCGGAGGUAAACGCGAAGGAUGGAAGCAAAGAAACAUCGCUACUAAUUGCUAGCCGAUUAGGAAAUAUUGAAAUUGUUAACACUCUGAUUAAAAAAAAUGUCGAAGUUAAUGCAAAAGAUGAAAAAGAGAGGACAUCAUUAUUAAUAGCCUGUCGGAACGGGAAUACAGAGCUUGUCCGGAUUCUAGUCGAAAAUAAAGCAGAUGUCAACCUUUGCGACGAAACUCAUACAACACCGUUAUUGAUCGCUUCUCGAGGCGGAUAUUUCGAAAUUGUGAAGGUUUUGGUAGAAAAAGGAGCGAAUGUCAAUUUGAAGAAUAACGAUGAGGUAACGCCGCUGUUGGCUGCAUCUCGACGAGGGUACACAGAUAUUGUGAGGACUUUGGUGAAAAACAAAGCGGAGGAAACGCCGCUGUUAAGUGCAUGUCAAGGAGGAUACUUUGACAUUGUCAAGGUUUUAGUAGAGAAAGGUGCGAAAGUUAACGCAACAAAUGAAGAGGGGCGGACACCACUGUGCGAAGCAUCUUACAGUGGAAACCUUGAAAGUGUGAAAUUUUUAGCAGAACGUAAAGCCAUAAUCGAUGCAAGAACUAAACGACAGCUGGUGCAAAACUCGUGUAUCCAGCGUCUUCGUCAUGCUCAAUUUUUGGAAACGGUUCCGAAUCAUGUUACAGAAAAAGCCAAUUUCCUCAGUGAAUCUUCGGACACUCCUGACUAG